Messenger RNA from Penicillium angulare, 2013 nucleotides. Its product is annotated as translation initiation factor 2A. The record is from RefSeq and is a predicted model, not a curated record. Gene Ontology annotation, molecular function: protein binding; translation initiation factor activity; ribosome binding. Gene Ontology annotation, biological process: translational initiation. Lineage: Eukaryota; Fungi; Ascomycota; Eurotiomycetes; Eurotiales; Aspergillaceae. The transcript has 5 exons. Bases 1 to 2013 code for a protein of 670 amino acids. Gene Ontology annotation, cellular component: cytosolic small ribosomal subunit.
AUGGCGGCUCCGACGCAGCUAGCUUACCGCACCCUUAAGGGUGUCGGCAUUAUGGAUGCUGCCCCUGUCUAUGAACCUCUGUCGGGCUUUGAGAGACCUGAGGGGAAUAUCCGCUGCAGUGCAUACUCGCCAUGCGGCCGUUACUUCGCAUGGGCGUCUCCCGAAAGGGUCACCAUUAUCGAUGCCUCGGUCGGUCAAACUGUCUCGACAAUCCCCGCCGAUAACGUGUUUGAGUUGGGCUUCUCCCCGCUCGGCACCUACGUGAUCACCUGGCAACGGCCUACCAAGGACGACAACGGAGAUGCCACGAAGAACCUCAAGGUGUGGCGUGCUGUUGAGUCUGGAGACGAUCACACCGUCGUGGGAAGUUACGUCCAGAAGUCGCAGACAGGCUGGAACCUGCAGUACACCCCCGAUGAGAAGCUGUGUGCCCGUGUCGUGACCAACGAGGUCCAAUUCUACCAGAGCGACAACCUCUCGACUGUUUGGAAUAAGCUGCGUGUGGAGGGAGUGGCGGAUUUUUCUCUCUCGCCGGGACAGACCCAUUCGAUUGCGGUGUUUAUUCCUGAGCGUAAGGGUCAACCUGCUGCUGUUAAGGUGUUCGUUGUGCCGCAGUUCAAUGCGCCGGUUUCGCAGAAGAGCUUCUUCAAGGGUGAUAAGGUUCAGCUUAAGUGGAAUGCUUCCGGUACGACUUUGAUCGUCCUGGCGCAGACCGAGGUGGACCGCACUGGUAAGAGUUACUAUGGCGAGACUACUUUGUACUUGCUCAGUGCUAGCGGAGCUUUUGACUCCCGGAUCGAUCUUGACAAGGAAGGUCCCAUUCAUGACGUGAGUUGGAACCCCAACUCCAAGGAAUUUGGUGUCGUCUAUGGCUACAUGCCUGCGAAGAGUACAAUUUUCAACAUGCGCGGUGUGCCCAAGCAUACUUUCCCCUUGAGCCCCCGGAACACUAUCCAGUUCUCUCCUCACGGACGAUUUGUUCUGGUUGCCGGCUUUGGUAACUUGGCUGGUCAGAUGGAUCUCUAUGACCUGGACCGAAACUACCACAAGAUCGCGACUGUUGAGGCCUCCAACGCCAGUGUGUGUGCCUGGUCCCCUGACGGCCAGUUCAUUCUGACUGCCACCACCAGCCCCCGCCUUCGUGUUGACAACGGCAUUCGCUUGUGGCACGUCAGCGGUAGCCUCACUUACAACGAGGAGAUGACCGAGCUAUACGAUGUUACCUGGCGUCCUCAGGGCGCUACCGAGAUCCCACUGGGUGAUCCUCUCACCAAGCUGCCUGUUGCCCACCCCUCUGCUACUGCCUAUCUGGCCACGCGCAAGGCUCCUGUGAAACCCGCUGGUGCCUACCGUCCCCCCGGUGCUCGCGGCCAGCUGACCCCUCUCGCUUUCAAGCGUGAGGAUCAGGGUGGUGCCGCUUUCGUUCGUGAGGGUGUUCCCGGCGCCAGCAUGAACGGUUUCGGUAAGCAGCCUCGCCGCCGUGAGGUUCCUGGUGCUGAGCCUACAGAGGAGUAUCUGCCUCCUGGCGCAGCUCCCGGUGGUGGUGUCCCUCUCCCAUCAGGCGCGGAUAAUGAGAAGCUGUCCAAGUCCGCUGCCAAGAACAAGAAGAAGCGUGAGGCCGCCAAGAAGGCCCGUGAGGAUGGUGUGCCGGACAACCAGUCUCCUCCCAAUGCCCCCACUGGCCCAAGCCCAGACCGCAGCCGUAACCGUGGCAAGGCCAACGGUGCCCCUGUCAAUGGAAACGGAAACGGUGCUACCAAGCAAGCUCCUCCUGCCCCCGCCCCUGCUCCUGCUCCUGCUCCUGCCCCAGCUCCCGCUCCCGCCCCCGUUGCUCCCAUCGAUUCUUCUGCCCAAGAGAAGAAGAUUCGUGGCCUUCUGAAAAAAAUCCGCGCCAUCGAUGAGCUCAAGAUGCGCCUUGCUGGCGGUGAGAAGCUGGAAGAUACUCAGAUGAAGAAGAUUCAGACUGAAGAUUCCGUGCGCAAGGAGCUUGAGGGUGUUGGAUACAAUGGAUAA